GGUGGAAUUUACCUUUUCUUAAGUUAUCACAGUCUUCAAAUUCAGAAUAAUUUUCCAAAAUUAUUGUACAAUUGUAUUUCUUGAUCGACUUGUCUACAUGAAGUGUUUGGAUUAUUGUAUAGUUGUAACUAUUGUUAAAGAAAUCAUCUACCAAAUUCAGUAUGUGUUUCCCAAGACUGAAAGCAAAUAAGUUUGCCAAAAUCCCCCUGAAGAAGUAGAUUUGAAGUUCAUUAGCAUUUAACAGAAAUGAGGAUAGAAUUCGUCUGGAACUAAUCCACACUACUCAAAAACAAGUCAGUCAAGAAUUUCAGGGGAAAUUUAUACUUGAAAUACUCUCUUUUCUUGCAAGGUCACAAAUACUUGAGGAAGUGAGUUCAUCACCCAGAAUCCCAACAGGCUGACUGCAAAGACAAACAUUGAUAUUUUGGAUGCUGUUUUGAAAAUUCUCACUUUUUAUACUAAUGACCGUUCAAAGUUACUUAAAAACUUCUCAUAGUUGCUUAAUACCUUCUACAGAACUCUCCAAGUGCUUAGAAAAUACUUUUGAUGACCUCUGAUCGCUCAUUUUUAAAUUUGAAAAUAAGAAACUUUCAGAACAGAUUCCUUGAAACACUUAAUUUUAACCAAACAUCUCUGGCCCAAACAGAGUUCAAGGCCCCAGCUGCUGUCACACUGGAUCUCUGCUCCUCUUCUAGUAUAUAUUCACAAGUCAGACGUUUCUAAUAGAGACAGUAAACACACUGGGAAACAAGCAGCUUUCAGGAGCUUUUGCUUCUGCUACACAACCACAACAAAAGUCCUCCUGACACUCAGCAGCAAUCUCCGCAGUACCCUUUGCUAUUAAACCAGAAUUUAUUGUUCAGAGGAUUUUGAAUAGAGGCUGAUCUCAGCUGCAGUCACUGUAAUCACCUUGUAAGCUAAGAGUUUGCUGGUUACAUCUGGAGAUCCCACUGCUUCCAAUUACAGUCAUUUCUCAUGAAAUUGCUGUUACCAUGAAAACCCCAACAGCGCUCAGGCAGUGAUGCAACAUAAAGCAGUAGGAAAGGGGUGUCAAAUAAGAGGGAAGUAAACCAGUGCUGAGCACUGUCUGUCAGUGCUGCUGUGCAUGUUCUUUUCUGAAAGCACUCCAAAGCUGCAGCUGAAAGAAAAUGUUAGGAGAGAAGGAACUUUGAAAGUGCAAACAAGAAUAGGUUUCACUUUCUGAGAAGUCACAAUAUAGCUAAAAAAUUGGGUAUAUGGUAAGUCUCAAAAUGGACAAGUUGGAAAGGGGUUCUGGAAUCAGGAGAAAUACCUUGGUUAGGUCUCAGCAAACAGCAACCACACCUCUGAGGCAACUGUUCCCAGGUCCUUCUGUGUCCUGGCAGCACACAGCAGAACUGACAACUGCUGCACAAAUGGCUGCUUGGGCCUGGGCAGAUGAGCAGGCAGACCAGGUCCAACGGGAGAAGAUCUGAGAGUCUGAGCAGAGAGGAGGGAGAAUCUGGUGCCAGAACAGGAGUUUCCUAAAAGACCAUGACCAAAUGUAUGAUAUUUUAAAGUACAUUUCGAAAGUAGAAGUGCUAUUGUCUGUGUUCUCAAGCAAAGUUCCCAAUUCAACUAACCAAACUACUGUAAUCCGGAUGAAUACUGAGCUUGGCAGAGCUCUGGUAAAUAUGAAUUCUUCAGCCAGCAGUGGUGCACAAAAGAGGAAACUUGAGGGUGAGCUCCAGCUUUCUUAG
This is a messenger RNA of Prinia subflava (tawny-flanked prinia), 1718 nucleotides long. It is a transcript of the gene CIMIP5, whose product is annotated as chromosome 2 C2orf50 homolog. The record is from RefSeq and is a predicted model, not a curated record. NCBI's taxonomy places the organism in Eukaryota, Metazoa, Chordata, Aves, Passeriformes, Cisticolidae.